Mangifera indica (mango) is the source of this 4969-nucleotide messenger RNA. Its product is annotated as endoribonuclease Dicer homolog 2-like. Gene Ontology annotation, cellular component: nucleus; cytoplasm. The coding region runs from base 458 to 4642 and encodes 1394 amino acids. Lineage: Eukaryota; Viridiplantae; Streptophyta; Magnoliopsida; Sapindales; Anacardiaceae. The record is from RefSeq and is a predicted model, not a curated record. Gene Ontology annotation, molecular function: RNA binding; protein binding; ATP binding. Gene Ontology annotation, biological process: siRNA processing. The transcript is spliced from 23 exons.
UCGACAGCCGUGCUCUCAAUAACAAUAUUUAACAUCAUCAUCCACGGUCUCUCUGUGUAUAUAUUAUCGGCAAAACAUUAAAAACGCUUCCUUUGGAAUUUUGAUUUUAUAUUUUUUAUUCAAACUUUCUGAAAAUAGAAUGGCCCACUUCAUCUUGUCGUGUUGCCCUGUUGUGGAAUAGUUUGAGACUUUUGUUUUUUUAACUUCUUGCUGUCAGGGCCUUGCUCAAGAAGUUCCUUCUGCACGAAGAUCAAAUAUUUGUUAACUGUUUCAUGGUCAAGUGCUUAAAGAAUCUCCCCUUUUACAUGUUUGUCUAUAUAUUGCAGUAACUAGACAGGCGAAGGAGGAGGAGAGAAAGAAGAGACAGAUAACUCAUUAUUGCUUUACUGUUUUGAUUAUUGUUUUUGAGCUCAUUGUGUACAUCUCAUUGCUCUUCAUUGUGUUUGGACUUGCUGCCAUGGACAUGGUCACAACUGAACAAGGUUCUUCUGAUCCUCUUCCAUUUGCCAGAUGUUAUCAGCUGGAAGCAUUGGAAAAGGCAAUUAAGCAGAACACAAUAGUCUUUUUGGAGACUGGUUCCGGGAAGACUUUGAUUGCCAUAAUGCUUCUUCGACACUACGCUUAUCUUCUGAGGAAACCUUCACAGUAUAUUGCUGUCUUCUUAGUGCCCCAAGUUGUUCUGGUCUCACAGCAAGCGAAAGCUAUAAAACUGCACACUGAUUUAAAGGUUGGAAUGUAUUGGGGAGAAAUGGGAGUGGAUUAUUGGGAUGCUGCAACAUGGAAUGAAGAGAUAAGCAAACAUGAGGUAAUUGUGAUGACACCUCAAAUUUUGCUAAAUGGCUUGAGGCACAGCUUUUUCAAACUUAGCAUGAUCAAAGUUUUAAUUCUUGAUGAAUGCCACCAUACCAGGGGUAAAUACCCAUAUGCUUGUAUCAUGACGGAGUUCUAUCACCCCUUAUUAAAAUCAGGUGAAUCUGAUCUUCCUAGGAUUUAUGGGAUGACUGCAUCUCCUAUAAAGUCUAAAGGAGCUAACUCGAAUCAUGGUUAUUGGGAGAAUAUUGAUGAACUUGAGACUCUUAUGAAUUCAAAGGUUUAUACAUGCAGCAGUGAAUCAGUAAUUGCUCAUUAUAUACCAUUUUCGACUCCAAAGUUCAAGAUAUAUAAGUAUAUUGAAUUUCCAUAUGCUUUAUAUGCUCGCUUAGAAGAUGAGUUGAAUUCCUUAUUAUCAAAGCAUGAAAUUUCUCUGAAUAAUUCGGAUCUUAUUGACACACAAGCAGAGUCUAUAAGGAAGAAAGUAUGGAAGAUACAUUCAACUUUGUUAUUUUGUGUAAAGGAGCUUGGUGUUUGGUUGGCUUUGAAGGCUGCACGGAGCUUAUCACGUUACGAAAAUGACUUUUUUGCCUGGGGUCAUUUGGAUGUCCUCGGUGGGUCAAUUGUUAAAAGAUUCAGUUCGGAUGCUCAUAAAGUAUUUGCCACUGUCAUACCAUCAGUGCCAGGGUGGUCCAUUGGCAAUAAUGUUAAAGUCAACGUAGAUACUGGACUUCUAACAGAAAAAGUUGCUUGCCUAUUUGACUGUCUCCUUGAGUACAGGGCUUUGCAGGACAUAAGAUGUAUAAUUUUUGUGCAAAGGGUCAUUACAGCUAUUGUGCUUGAAGCUCUACUAAAUGAGUUGCUUCCAGGAUACUGCAGCUGGAAGACAAAAUAUAUUGCUGGAAAUAAUUCUGGGCUGCAAUGCCAAUCCAAGAAAAAACAAAAUGAAAUUGUGGAAGAAUUCCGUCAAGGCCUUGUGAACAUCAUUAUUGCAACGUCAAUACUUGAAGAGGGUUUAGAUGUUCAAAGCUGCAACCUGGUUAUUAGAUUCGACCCGUCAGCUACUGUAUGCAGUUUCAUACAGUCCCGAGGUCGUGCUAGAAUGCAAAAUUCAGAUUAUUUAUUAAUGGUGAAGAGUGGGGAUCGUACUGCUCUUUCCCGGCUGGAGAAUUAUCUUGCCAGUGGAGAAAUAAUGAGAAAAGAAUCCCUGCGUCAUGCUUCGCAUCCUUGCUCUCAUCUUGGAAAUGGUAAGCAUGAUGAGGACUAUUAUUGUGUUGAAAGCACUGGAGCAAUCGUGACACUCAGUUCAAGUGUUGGUUUGAUACACUUCUAUUGCUCACGACUUCCUUCAGAUGGAUAUUUUAAACCUUCUCCAAGGUGUGUUAUAGACAAGGAGAUGGAGAUUUGCACACUGUAUCUUCCCAAGAGCUGCCCUAUACAGAUUGUUCAAGUUCAGGGAAAUGUUAAAGCUCUAAAGCAAAUUGCAUGUCUCGAAGCAUGCAAGCAACUCCAUCAAAUUGGUGCGUUAACAGGUAAUCUUGUUCCUGAAAUUGUUGUGGAAGAAGCCGAGGCACAAAAAUCUGAGAACGAUCCAUAUAAUGACGAGCAACCCAUUUACUUCCCACCUGAACUUGUAAAUGAGCAUGCUCACAUAGCCAAGACAAUGUAUCAGUGCUACUUAAUUGAGUUGAAACAGAACUUCAAUUAUGAUGUUCCACUUCAUGAUAUUAUCCUUGCCAUGAGGACUGAGCUUGAGGAUGAUAUUUUGAAUGUGAAUUUUGAUAUGGAAGUUGAUAGGGGUACAUUGACAGUCAGCUUGAAGUAUGUUGGAUUUAUUGAGCUUACCAGAGAGCAGGUCCUUUAUUGUAGGAGGUUUCAGAUUACUAUUUUCAGAGUUCUUCUGGAUCAUAAUGUAAAAAAAUUGGCAGAAAUUUUGGAUGGAUUUCAACUAGGGAAGGGUCCUGAGGCAGAUUAUCUUCUGCUUCCAUCCACUAACUCACAUCAGCCGUUGAUUGAUUCAACCUCUGUUGCUUCUGUUUUAUUUCCUUGUAACUAUCGUCCAAAGGAUCACACAAACUGUCCAUCGGAGGGAAAUGCCCAUUUUGUGGAGACCAAAAGUGGCCGAUUUUGCACUUGUAUGAUUCGAAAUUCUUUGGUCUACACCCCGCACAAUGGUUACAUCUAUUGUAUCACGGGUAUUUUAGAUCAUUUGAAUGCAAAUUCACUUCUAACAAUGAAAGAUGGAGCUGUUAUCACGUACAAGGAGUACUAUAAACAAAAGCAUGGUGUCCAUUUAUGUUCUGAUGAGGCAAUAUUGCUGAAUGGGAGACACCUUUUUACUGUGAAGAACUACCUUAAUAACAACAGACACCACAAAGAGAGAGAUCCAAGUCAUUUAACUGUUGAAUUGCCUCCUGAACUAUGUGAAGUAAUCAUGUCUCCUAUAUCCUGGAGUACAUUUUAUUCUUUCAGUUUUGUUCCGUCUAUUAUGCAUCGUUUUCAGUCUUUGCUUCUCGCUAUCAACUUGAAGAAGAUGCUUUUGGAUGAUUGUGUGCAAAAUGUUACUAUUCCAACUAUGAAGGUUUUGGAAGCAAUCACAACCAAAAAUUGCGUAGAGAGUUUUCAUCUAGAAUCACUUGAAACUCUUGGAGACUCCUUUUUGAAAUAUGCGGCUAGUCAUUAUUUAUUCAUACAGCAUCAAAAUAAUCAUGAAGGUCUUCUGAGUGUUAAAAAGGAGAGGAUAAUUUCGAAUGCAUCAUUGUGCAAGCUAGGAUGUGACCACAAAAUUCCGGGAUUUAUUCGUACUGAGCCCUUUGAUCCGAAGAGUUGGAUAAUUCCUGGUGAUAAUUCUGGAAGUUAUCCAUUACAGGAGGAGUUACUUUCUGAUACAAGAAAAAUUUAUGUAAGCGGUAAAAAGAAUGUAAAAGGUAAGACUAUAGCUGAUGCAGUUGAGGCACUAAUUGGUGCAUUCAUCAGCACGGCUGGUGAAAGCGCAGGGAUACUAUUUCUUAAUAGGAUAGGCAUAGAUGUAGAUUUUGUGAAUAUACCAUAUCAGAGACAUUUCCAAAUUCAGGCAGAGAAGCUUAUUAAUCGCGCUCAUUUAGAGUCUCUGCUGAAUUAUGAAUUCCAUGAUUCGUCUCUUUUAGUGGAAGCCCUAACCCAUGGUUCUUACAUGCUUCCCGAGAUUCCAAGUUGUUAUGAGCGGCUGGAGUUUCUUGGAGAUGCAGUUUUGGAUUAUCUUAUUACGGAUCAUUUAUACAACAAAUAUCCAGGAAUGUCUCCUGGAUUAAUUACUGAUUUGAGAUCUGCUUCUGUAAAUAAUGAUUGUUAUGCACAAUCAUCCGUGAAGCAUGGAUUACAUAAGCAUAUUCUCCAUUGUUCAAAUGAACUGAGUAAGCAAAUUUUUGCAACAGUAGAGAGAUUUGAGAAAUCACCUUUAGGGUCUACAUUCGGCUGGGAAUCUGAAUCGUCUUUUCCCAAGGUACUUGGAGAUAUCAUUGAAUCUCUGGCGGGGGCGAUAUAUAUUGAUUCGGGGUACGACAAGGAAAAGGUCUUCAAGAGUAUAAGGCCACUUUUGGAGCCUUUGGUUACUCCUGAGACAGUGAGGUUUCACCCUGCUGCGGAGUUGCAUGAAAUCUGUCAAAAACAACAUUUUGACAUGAAAAAACCAGUCGCUGCCCGGAUUAACGGUGUUGCUAUUGUCACUGUAGAGGUUACAGCCAAUGGGAGACUAUUUAAACAUACUUCUACGGCUGAUGACAAGAAAACAGCUAAGAAAUUAGCUUGCAAAGAAGUUUUAAAGUCUCUAAAGGAAAGCAUUUCCGUAAAGUAAAGUCAUGGAAAUGGUUUUGGGUGAUUGUUACUAGAAUGGAAGAACAAAAUAUUGAUGUAUAGCACAAGAACAGGUUAAAUUGCCAAAUGAGAGUUACUUGUUUUCUUUUGCUUUAAUGAACCCAACACCCUCUAACGUUUUUCGCAUGGGCACCAAUUUGCCAAAAACAUUCGAGGGUGUUGGUUUCGUGGUGAUAUCAAGGGUGGUGAUGUCAAGGGUGAAGGGUUGUUGAACACUUUUGCAUUGACUAACCAAAAUAUAAUAAAUAAUGAUAUUGGAUAACUAAAUAAAUCGAUUUUAUAUCUAAUUAUCAAUUUGAAGCUCUAA